Molecule: messenger RNA, 333 nt
Organism: Knipowitschia caucasica
Lineage: Eukaryota; Metazoa; Chordata; Actinopteri; Gobiiformes; Gobiidae
Source: the annotation of a GenBank genome assembly
AUGUGUGUCUGCCAUAUAACGCGCUGGCUUGUUGUCAUCUGGCUCAUCGUGUCCCUGGUCCAUCUGCAGGCCAAUGCUCUCCUCCAGUACUCCGCUGCUGAACUUUUAAAACUUCGGCACCACGUCCCCGCUCCUCUUCAGCCACCGGAGCGCGGACAUGACAUCCCCCCGGGCAUCGCCUUCCAGCCCCGGCGGCGGUACGUUCACCGUGGAUCACGCCACGCCUCUGAGUCACAGACGGCUCAUGUUUGGAUUCUCGUCACUCGAACCAUAUGGACAGCCGUAGAAGGGACACUCAGUUUCAAGUUCUUCAGACCAGGAAACAGAAGAUGA